This is a messenger RNA of Equus caballus (horse), 1640 nucleotides long. It is a transcript of the gene TRNP1, whose product is annotated as TMF1 regulated nuclear protein 1. Gene Ontology annotation, biological process: regulation of cell population proliferation. Gene Ontology annotation, cellular component: nucleus. NCBI's taxonomy places the organism in Eukaryota, Metazoa, Chordata, Mammalia, Perissodactyla, Equidae. The record is from RefSeq and is a predicted model, not a curated record. Gene Ontology annotation, molecular function: DNA binding.
CGCUGCAGACCGCCGGGGGGCGGGGGAUGCCGGGCUGCCGCAUCAGCGCCUGCGGCCCGGGGGCCCAGGAAGGGACGGCAGAGCCGGGGUCCCCACCGCCGCCGCCCCGGGAGCCCUUGUCGUCCCCUCAGCCCCCGCCCCCAACUCUGACCUUGCCCCCGACGCUGGCUCAGGCCUCGCCGCUGCCGGAGGCGGCCCCGGCGUCGGCGGUCUCUGCCGAAGGGCAGGAGCUGCAGCGCUGGCGCCAGGGCGCUAGUGGGGGUGCGGGGGGCACCGGCGGCCCGGGCGCGGCGGCAGCCGGGGCUGCGGGGCGCGCCCUGGAGCUGGCCGAAGCGCGGCGGCGACUGCUGGAGGUGGAGGGCCGCCGGCGCCUGGUGUCGGAGCUGGAGAGCCGCGUGCUGCAGCUGCACCGCGUCUUUCUGGCGGCCGAGCUGCGCCUGGCGCACCGCGCCGAGAGCCUGGGCCGCCUGGGCGGCGGUGUGGCGCAGGCCGAGCUCUACCUGGCGGCGCACGGGUCGCGCCUCAAGAAGGGCCAGCGCCGCGGCCGCCGCGCCCGCCCGCCCGCGCUGCUCGCCUCGGCGCUCGGCCUGGGCGGCUGCGUGCCCUGGGGCGCCGGGCGCCUGCGGCGAGGCCACGGCCCCGAGCCCGACUCGCCCUUCCGCCGAAGCCCUCCCCGCGGCCCCGCUUCUCCCCAGCGCUGACCUAGCGCCGGGACUCCUGACCACCCCGACCGGCCAUCGCCAAGGUGCUGACCGACGGAUUGAGAACACUGGCUGGAUGUCACCGACGCGGAUGGACGGACUGACCGACCACAGGAAGAGACAGUCGGGGGGCCGGGGGCCCAGUAAAGGAGGUUGAGCUCCUCCCAGCUCCUCUGAGCCUUCACUCUGUGGAUCUGGACUCCUGGAUUCUGCUCCUUCCCUGAGCACCCGCUGCGGGAAGACUUCUCCAGUCUACCCGAUACAACCUCGGAGCCCUCCUCACUCCCAGGAGCCCUUCACGUUACAGUGGCAAGGGGCUGGAUUCUGGGGAAGUGGCCUGUACCGUGAAUUUCUUUAUAUAUGCCACAUUUGACUUUGGCUGACGCUGUACAACUGGAAAGGUUAUGACAGGACCCUGGGAUGCCAUCAGAUGAUUUAAGAGUGGCACAAACAUUCCCAAUGUGAAAGUGAAAAGAAUUUCUUUUGAAAAUGUAGUCAUCAUUCUUAAACAAGUCACAGGGCAUCUGGGGUCUCCACCCUGGUGGAUGCAACUGCUUCUCAGUCUAACAGCGCUGGGAGGCCUGUGUGUGGCAAGACAUUGGUCUGAGAAAUCCCUUAGUUUCCCGACGCCUCUCCAUGUGGGAGUGUGCCUGUGGAGUGUGCCUGUGGAGUGGGAGUGUGCCUCACAAAGGUGAUCGGCUGCUGGUUCCUGGGGGGACACACGUUUCUCAGGAAGAGGUAGCGGCAACAUAAAAAUUCGAAGCAAAGUUUAUAUGAAAAAAGGAAGCAUAUUUAUUCACAUACCCUGAUAGUAGAGGGAAGGGGGCCACAUUUACUCACACACAACCCAGAACUUGUAGAAUUAUGCCAAAUGAAUGCACUCUGAAUCAGUCCCCUGAUUUACACAUUCAGGAAGAAUAAAUUUCAAUGUGAGACCAA